CGACUGUUUCCGCCAUACUUCGGGUAUGUCCGGCGGCCUCCCCGGUAACGGUCGUUGUGAGUUUAAAUGAUCUGGAGCCGCCUGACUGACGUCUGGAGAAUCGCUGACAGGGAGCGGGGUCCCGAGAGCGGGGGAGAGAGCCAGAGGACGGAGUAUGACGGUGCUGCAAGAACCCGUCCAGGCUGCUAUAUGGCAAGCAUUGAAUCACUAUGCUUAUCGGGAUGCUGUGUUUUUAGCGGAGAGACUGUAUGCAGAAGUUCAUUCAGAGGAGGCGCUAUUCCUGCUGGCUACAUGUUACUAUCGCUCAGGAAAAGCUUAUAAAGCGUAUCGUCUCUUGAAAACCCACAGUUGUGCCACCCCACAGUGUAAAUACCUUCUAGCAAAGUGCUGUGUGGACCUCAACAAGUUGGCAGAGGGAGAGCAGAUACUCUCAGGUGGUGUGCUGAACAAGCAGAAAAGCCAGGAAGAGAUUGUCACAGAGUUUGGAGAUUCUGCCUGCUUUACUUUAUCAUUGCUGGGCCAUGUAUAUUGUAAAACAGACCGAUUGGCCAAAGGAUCAGAAUGUUACCAAAAGAGCCUUAGUUUAAAUCCCUUCCUGUGGUCCCCCUUUGAAUCAUUGUGUGAGAUAGGUGAGAAGCCAGACCCUGAACAGACCUUCAAACUAACCUCCCUCCAGAACUUUAGUAGCUGCCUACCGAACACUUGCACAGUGAUGGUGAACACACACAAUUCAAUAUCACACCGACAGUCUGACACAGUGUUAAUGGAGACCCCUCAAGACACCAUAGAGCUGAACAGGUUAAAUUUGGAGUCAUCCAAUCUAAAAUACUCCUUUAAUACAGAUUCUUCAGUGUCUUACAUAGACCCUGGGGUAAUCUCUCCUGACUGCUUACCCCUGGGGACUGGUUCCUCCAUCCUGACCAAGCAGGCCCAGAACAAACCAAAGAGUGGACGCAGCCUGUUGGGAGGUCCAGCAGCUCUAAGCCCACUUACUCCAAGUUUUGGGAUUCUCCCUCUAGAAACGCCAAGCCCGGGUGAUGGAUCGUACCUGCAGACCUAUAAUUCUUCCUGUGUCCUUGAUGUGCCAUCUACAGGUGCCCCUACAAAGAAGUCUGUCGCCAGAAUAAGCCAAACUGGAACAAAAUCAGUAUUCUCUCAGAGUGGCAACAGCCGAGACAUACCAUCUGUCCUCCUUGUUCAGACUCAGGGCCCACAGACCAGUACGACUCCUCAGGUGCUGAGCCCAACCAUUGCUGCCCCCCCUAAUGCCUUGCCACGACGAAGCUCCCGUUUGUUUACCAGUGACAGCUCCACAACGAAAGAGAAUAGCAAAAAGCUAAAAAUGAAAUUUCCACCGAAAAUCCCUAACCGCAAAACAAAAAGCAAAACAAGUAAAGGUGGAAUGAAUCAAUCAAACCUCAAUGAGAGCCUAGAGAUCAGCAAGCUAGACCCCUCCAUCAUAUCUGAGGGCAAAAUAUCAAGUGUGGGUCCACAAAUCCAAGCUUUGAGUAUACAAAGGGCUGCUGCAGAAGGAUUGAUGAGCCUCCUUAGAGACAUGGGGAAGGGGUAUGUGGCUCUGUGCUCGUACAACUGCAAGGAAGCCAUCAACAUUCUGAGUCAUCUUCCAUCCCAUCACUAUAACACUGGCUGGGUUUUGUGCCAGAUCGGCAGAGCGUACUUCGAGCUAGCAGAAUAUCUACAGGCAGAGAGAGUCUUCUCAGAGGUUCGAAGACUUGAGAAUUACCGAGUGGAAGGCAUGGAAAUCUAUUCCACUACAUUAUGGCACUUACAAAAAGAUGUGACCUUAUCAGUGCUGUCUAAGGACUUAACAGAUAUAGACAAGAAUUCACCAGAGGCUUGGUGUGCUGCUGGAAACUGCUUCAGCUUGCAGAGAGAGCAUGAUAUCGCCAUCAAGUUUUUUCAGAGAGCUAUCCAGGUUGAUCCUGGCUAUGCCUAUGCAUUCACUCUCUUGGGCCAUGAGUUUGUACUGACAGAGGAGCUGGACAAGGCUUUGGCAUGUUUCAGGAAUGCAAUCAGAGUCAACCCAAGACACUAUAACGCAUGGUAUGGGCUAGGAAUGAUUUACUACAAGCAGGAGAAGUUUAGCCUGGCAGAGAUGCAUUUCCAGAAAGCACUAGACAUCAACCCACAGAGUUCUGUUCUUCUCUGUCAUAUUGGAGUGGUGCAACAUGCCCUCAAGAAGUCAGACAAGGCUUUGGACACUCUUAACAAAGCCAUAUCUAUUGACCCCAAAAAUCCACUAUGCAAAUUCCACAGAGCAUCCAUCCUGUUCGCCAAUGAAAAAUAUAAGUCUGCCCUGCAGGAGCUUGAAGAAUUAAAACAGAUAGUACCCAAGGAAUCUCUUGUUUACUUCCUUAUAGGAAAGGUGUAUAAGAAGCUAGGUCAGACACAUUUAGCUCUCAUGAAUUUUUCCUGGGCCAUGGAUUUGGAUCCCAAAGGAGCUAAUAAUCAAAUCAAAGAGGCCAUAGACAAGCGGUACUUGCCGGAUGAUGAGGAGGCUGUUACACAGGAGGAACAGAUCAGCGAGUGUUAUCCCUACGAGUCAGUGGGCACUGAUGAAUCGCAAGAGAGCAGCAUGACAGACGCAGAUGACACUCAGCUACAUGCAACAGAGAGUGAUGAAUUUUAACCAUAGAGUAACAGCAGGAUGCACAGUGCGGGGUUUCUGACUGUUAUUUUACUGUGCACAGCCCCAGCCUCGCACCAUUGCCUUUGCAGACUUGUUUCACAGGCUGCCAUUUUGUCUCAUCACUUUAUUCUGUCAUCAGCAGCCCCCUCAACCUUCAUUCUGAUUUAAAUGAACAAUUAAAGACUGUGAUUUGUCAGAAUUACCUGCCUCUUCCUGGCUGCUAGGCAUUUAAGGGUGGAGGUUAAGGGGACAAUCUGUGAGAAGUUGGUGGUCAAGCACAAGACUCAAUCCUCCUGCUUAGUGGAUCACAGGAUUAAUCUUUCUGUAUACCGGAUGCUCAUCUUUGUUCUUACAUUCUUCCCAUCAGAAUGAAUGCCCUCCUUUCCCUCUCAAGACAGAGUGUUCUCAUCACCCUUCUUAUUUUGUCAACAAGAACCACUGGACUCUUGCCAACACCUUCCAGCCCACCUCAGAAUCAAUGUCUCCCCUUCAUUUCACAAAAUAACCUUCCUCUUUUUUUCUUUCCUCUUCUGCCUAAAACCCCAUUUAGACUGCUUCCGGACAGAUAAGUCUAUCGAGACAGACCACCCCACAUCCUUUCCAGGGUGUUCUCUGAGGGUGGCCUUCUCUUUCAUUCAGUGUAGUCAAAUGUCAUUUCUUUUAUAGCUUCAUGUUCUUUCUGCACACUUCCGUGUCCACUCUGUCCUUCAUUCCUGCAGUUUGUUGACUUUGUUCCACAGAUGUAAGUAUGAGACUAUAAGCUGUUGGUGGUUCUAUCAUAAUCCUACUGACAGCUGACCCCACUGUUCUUAAUCACUCAUUUAAAACCAGUGGGAUAAAGUAGGGGGUACCAGCCAUGGCCUAUGUGACUGGUCUGACAGAUCAGCCUCUGUGAUGUGUGGCUGCAGCUUGUCUUUAUUUUUAUUUUUUUAUUUUAUUUGAAAAGUGUACAGUGUCCAUUAUUUGAGUGGGAAGUCCCUGUUUAAUAUAUUUUGCGAAUCAUUUAAGGAUGUGAAAAAUCCAAAUAAAAACUUUUUAAAAAUA
Messenger RNA from Bombina bombina (fire-bellied toad), 3694 nucleotides. It is a transcript of the gene CDC27, whose product is annotated as cell division cycle 27. Gene Ontology annotation, molecular function: protein binding. The record is from RefSeq and is a predicted model, not a curated record. Gene Ontology annotation, biological process: cell division. NCBI's taxonomy places the organism in Eukaryota, Metazoa, Chordata, Amphibia, Anura, Bombinatoridae. The transcript has 19 exons. Bases 155 to 2650 code for a protein of 831 amino acids.